Danio rerio (zebrafish) is the source of this 2409-nucleotide messenger RNA. It is a transcript of the gene snx18b, whose product is annotated as sorting nexin 18b. Gene Ontology annotation, biological process: protein transport; mitotic cell cycle. The record is from RefSeq and is marked provisional. Gene Ontology annotation, cellular component: cytoplasmic vesicle membrane. Gene Ontology annotation, molecular function: phosphatidylinositol binding. Lineage: Eukaryota; Metazoa; Chordata; Actinopteri; Cypriniformes; Danionidae.
GGCAGGCGUACCCAAGCCCCACUUUUUCAACACGCUUCUGGGAGGAAUUUGAUACUGCUUUGACGGGAUAAUGUCUUUAAAAGUUUUCGACGUGUUUUGGUAAAAAACAAAGAGCGUAAAUUCCCGAGAAGGCUGGUUGAACGGAACAUAUUGUAACUUUGGAAACCGAGUUUACAAAGCGUUUCCACAACUAUGGCGCUCAGAGCGAGAGCUUUAUACGACUUUACCUCAGAAAAUCCCGGCGAAAUAUCUGUGACAGAAAAUGAAGUCCUCACUUUAUGUAGUGAAGAGGUUGUCGAUGGUUGGCUGGAGGGCACGAACAGCAGAGGUGAGACGGGGCUGUUCCCUGCAUCAUACGUGGAGAUUAUAAAAACUGACACAUCACUGCACGGUAACGGGACGUCCGCCAGUCAGGACUAUUACUAUCAAAGUAGUCCUCAGAGGAGGGACACCUCAAACGAAUCAACACCCACACACGCUGUAUACCAGGGGCAUCUUCAACAGCAGCGACUCAGUUUUCAGACGAGCCAAGGAAGUGACGAGGAUUGGGACGAUGACUGGGAUGACAGCGGGACGGCGGAGGAACACGGAGGAACACCUGAAAAACGCGCGAAUCCUCAAGCAGGAUACAGCAGCACAAACCCCUCAGCUUCUCGACGUGGUAGUGCACAACAGUCCAAAAGCACAGGAACAGUUGGGAAAAAUCUUAAUAGGUUUUCAACUUUUGUAAAGUCAGGCGGUGAGGCGUUUGUUUUGGGUGAAGCAUCAGGUUUGGUGAGAGAUGGAGACAAAAUAUUUGUAGUUAUGGGUCAGAGUGGACCAGAAUGGCAAGAGAAUCCGUAUGCAUUCACUUGCACUAUUGAUGACCCUACAAAACAGACCAAAUUCAAAGGUAUGAAGAGCUAUAUGUCCUACGGACUCACGCCGAGUCAUACUCAAAGCCAGGUGAAUCGAAGAUACAAGCACUUUGAUUGGCUUUAUGCGCGACUUGUUGAAAAGUUCCCGGUCAUUUCGGUCCCUCACUUACCUGAGAAACAAGCCACAGGUCGAUUUGAGGAGGAUUUCAUUUCUAAGAGACGGAAAGGUUUAAUAUGGUGGAUGAAUCACAUGACGAGUCAUCCUGUUUUAUCCAAGUGUGAUGUUUUCCAGCAUUUCCUCACCUGCAGUAGCACUGAUGAAAAAGCCUGGAAGCAAGGCAAGCGAAAGGCCGAGAAGGAUGACUUAGUCGGCGCUAACUUCUUCCUCACUAUCUGUCCUCCAGCUUUACCGCUUGACUUACAAGAGGUAGAAAACAAAGUGGAGGGCUUCAAAACGUUCACCAAAAAAAUGGAUGAGAACAUCAUACAGGUCAACGUCACUAUUAACGAGUUUGCCAGGAAGCAGAUCACUGGUUUUAAAAAGGAAUAUCAGAGAGUUGGACAGGCUUUCAGACUUCUAAGUCAGGCCUUUGAGGUCGACCAGCAAGUAUUCUCAUCUCCGCUAAACAAGGCCAUGGCAAACACUGGAGAAGUCUACGAGACCAUUGGGGAUUACUUUGCAGAGCAGCCUCGUCAGGAUUUGGAGCCAAUUUCUGAUCUUUUAGCGAUUUACCAGGGACACCUCGCAAACUUUCCAGACAUUAUCCAUGUUCAGAAAGGAGCCCUCACUAAAGCCAAGGAGAGCCAGAAACAUGGAGAGGAAAAAGAUGGCACUGCAGGAGGAGGCAUCAACGACCGCUGCAACAUCAUCUCCUGCGCCACACUAGCUGAAAUCCAGCACUUUCAUUGCAUACGUGUGCGUGACUUCAAGGCACAGAUGCAGUAUUUCUUACAACAACAGAUCAGCUUCUUUCAGAAAAUCACAGGCAAGUUAGAAGAAGCCCUGGACAUGUAUGACCAGGCAUAAGAGAGUCAAUGCUACACUGCCUGAGAGAACUGAAUUAACACAAAUAAUCAGCCUUUUUAUGACAGAUUAAUUGAAAUCACAGUUAGCCUUGUAGAGGGCUUUUCACAUUUGGUCUAGUUAACCCUGGGACAUAUUAAACCCAGGAUAAACAGAAUAGUGGGUUAAUCUUGUUUUACACUGCUUAUAAUUUACCCUGGGUUAACACUUAAUCAUGUAUAUUCAUAUGCUGAAGUUUCACAAUUGUAUUUCUAAUUUCAAAUGUCAGUGUCAAAAGUUAUGUUUCCAACCAAAGUUGUGAACUUAUGAACAAAAUUAAAAUAUCAGAUGUGACUACGCAUGGGCCGGUAUAUUUCACGAUAUUGUGAUCACUGCUCUAAAAUAUGCUCUUUUUAAAUGUCUUAAUUAAAAACAACGUCUUUUCCCAAUUGAAUACAAUAUAUUUCAUUUUAGAGAACAUUUAUAAUAUUUUGGAGCAGUAAACAUGUGAGGCUAAGUAAUUUAAAUAAAUCAUUGACUUCUACUGUC